AUGGCAUCAAGAUUUCCUCAUUCGACGCUGCAUCAGCGAGACCCCAGAUCUUCAUCCAGUUUGUUUGAUUCCUACAGCGGAGGCAAGGAGCGAAAUCGACCUGGAAACAAAUCUCCCGCAUAUGCCGGCGGUGGCUAUGGCUUAGCGGGAUCUUCAAGCGGGGAUAUAAACGGAAGUUUUCGCAGCGCCACGCCGAACAAGAGUGGUCAAUAUUCUGAUGCAGUGUUAUCAUCUCUAGAGUCUCAAAAUGACGCCGAAGUGGAGGGCAUUACAGCGAAGGUUAAAAUGUUGAAAGAUAUUACUCUGGCAAUUGGCGAUGAGAUCCGCGACUCUUCUGCCCUCGCAGAUAAGAUGAAUGAAUCAUUCGACAAUACCCGCGUCCGCCUCCGGGGCACCAUGAACAGAAUGUUACGAAUGGCAGAACGCACUGGUGUCGGAUGGAAAGUCUGGCUCGGCUUUUUCUUCGCCGUCUUCAUGCUUUUCGCUUACGUCUGGCUGUUUUGA
Molecule: messenger RNA, 504 nt
Organism: Ophidiomyces ophidiicola
Lineage: Eukaryota; Fungi; Ascomycota; Eurotiomycetes; Onygenales; Onygenaceae
Gene: BET1
Product: protein transport protein bet1
Exons: 4
Coding region: 1-504 (167 amino acids)
Biological process (GO): endoplasmic reticulum to Golgi vesicle-mediated transport
Source: RefSeq, a predicted model, not a curated record